AUGAUAAAAUAUUUAAAGAUGGCGAUAUAUUUUAUUGUAACUGGAGCACUUGUCUUAAAUGUUAUGUCUUUCAAUCCAUUGUUAACUUACACUAUGCGUUUUAAAAAAAUAUAUGCAAAACCUAACAUAACUAUGGAUUAUUAUACGAUCGAUCAUUAUAAAUAUGAACAAUAUAUAAAUGGAAAACUUACAAUAAAUACGAAAGAAAUUAUAAACAAAGUUGUUGGAGUUUUCCAUCGUUGUGAUCCUGACGGCAUUAACUGUGAAUACUUUCAAACUUGGAUAUUAACAGAUAUCUGUCCUAAAUUAAAGGACAAGUACCAAAUGUGGUCCCGUUGGUAUAGUUCGUUUGAUCCACCGAUGCAAUGUCCAAUAGAUAAAGUAAGAAAGUAA
Messenger RNA from Rhopalosiphum padi (bird cherry-oat aphid), 393 nucleotides. RefSeq lists its product as uncharacterized. The record is from RefSeq and is a predicted model, not a curated record. The transcript has 3 exons. Lineage: Eukaryota; Metazoa; Arthropoda; Insecta; Hemiptera; Aphididae. Bases 1 to 393 code for a protein of 130 amino acids.